Aspergillus oryzae RIB40 is the source of this 1884-nucleotide messenger RNA. RefSeq names its product Zn(II)2Cys6 transcription factor. Lineage: Eukaryota; Fungi; Ascomycota; Eurotiomycetes; Eurotiales; Aspergillaceae. The record is from RefSeq and is a predicted model, not a curated record. Gene Ontology annotation, cellular component: nucleus. Gene Ontology annotation, biological process: positive regulation of transcription by RNA polymerase II. The coding region runs from base 1 to 1884 and encodes 627 amino acids. The transcript is spliced from 3 exons. Gene Ontology annotation, molecular function: transcription cis-regulatory region binding; DNA-binding transcription factor activity, RNA polymerase II-specific; zinc ion binding.
AUGGACAAUCCUAACGCCGUGCCGCGAAAGUUAACAACCGACGGCAUUACCACGGGCCCCGGGACCAAGCGUCGCCGCAUUAGGCCGUCGCGAGCCCGUGGCUUGAGAACCAGGACAGGAUGUCUCACUUGCAGGGAGAGACGCGUGAAAUGCGACGAUGGUAAACCCACAUGCGUUCGGUGCUCCAAGUCAGAUCGAAUCUGCCGCUAUGCCCAGGUCGCUGAUGAGCGACAUGCAACGGGAGCCGGAGCCGGAGCCGACUAUGAGUCCCCAAAGGUGCAAUCGGAUUCAAGGGAAGCUAGGUCUCAGGAGGCACUGCCGAGUGUUGGUUCGGCGGCGUACUAUCGUCAGGUGACCUACUCAGGUCCUACUGAACACCCUGACGGCUCGAUUGAGACGCCACAGAAUGACCGUCUGAACGAGGCCGGUGACCAGAGACUGUCCAGCCUUGAUCCCUGCUUCUCGGCUUCUCCACUUUCCCUUAGCCAGAUCUCCCUACUCAACAUCUCUCCUUUUGAGUGGUACGACCUGCUAGCACGAGAUGCUAUCAGCAACAUUCAUCGGCUGAACGAUGCAUCAACGGGCGAUUCACGAUGGAAAUUCCCCGAGAUUGCCCUCUCUCGUCGACAGUCACCAGCUCCUGAAUGCCCUGAGACCCACGUUGAGCAAUCCAAUAGGCACUCUGAGCAGCAGCAGCAGCAGAUCGAACCUCCUUUACUGAACUAUCAACAGGUAUUUGAACCUUGGAACACAACAAGUAGGAUAGAAUUGUCGGAAACCGACGUCAAGUUCUUUCGAUACUACAUCGAAGUUGUUGGGCCAAUCCUAGACUUGUUUGAUCCCGCUCGGCAUUUCAGCAAUGUCGUGCCCCAUCUUGCACUACGAAACACAGGACUCUUGAAGUCAAUACUCGCAGUUGGAGCUAAACACAUGUCGCUCGGUCACAUGCAUAUGCCUGGUGAAGAUGUGCCAGGCGACCAUGCGACUCCAAAUGUGAAUUCUCCAACCUCGCUGGCAGCAGCGACUGGCCUGCCAUCAGAACCAGACCCUGCUCCAGCCCACAUGGCUACACAGUUUUAUUAUGAAACGCUCCAAUACCUCUCGCAGACACUACUAUAUCCCUCCUAUGCAGACUCGCACGAGAUACUGGCGACAGCCACCAUGAUCAGCACGUACGAGAUGUUCGACGCCGACAGCGCCACAACCAGCGGUGACUGGGAGAAACACCUGCGAGGCUCCUUCUGGAUACAACGGUCUCAAGACAACGAUGGCGAAUCUGUAGAUGGUUUGAGGCAAGCUGUGUGGUGGGCAUGGCUCAGGCAGGAUAUUUGGGCAGCAUUCCGGGCAGGGCGACCAACCCUCACUUUCUGGCGAGCUCGCAAGGGGCUCGAGGAGCUUGACUCGGAUGAACUCGCGACAAGGAUAGUCUACAUUUGCGGCAAGUGCGUCGCAUACGCCGCUUCUAAUGAGACGUCAAAUCAUGAUCCAAGACACAGUAUUGAGCAGGGAGACCGACUUCUCUACGCACUCGACGAUUGGUACCGUGCCCUCCCUGCUUCAUACCAGCCUGUCACCGUCGCCACGGAUACUGCCUCAAAUACUACUGUGUUCCCGCCUAUAUGGAUUCACCCGCCCAGUCAUGCAGGCGCUAUGCAGAUGUACAAUUUCGCCAGAGCCACUGUGUUGCUGAACCAACCCACGAUGGGGGGGUUAAACGCUUAUUGUCUCCGUGAUAAGCAGCUUAGCGAAUGUGUCAAGAUGGUCUGCGGCAUCGCCAAAGCCUGUCAGGACCAUGAAUCCGCAAUGGCCUUUGUUAAUGUACAGGCUUUGUUUGGAGGGGGCUUGUUGCUGAACUCAAAAAGGUGUGGCAGGAAUGAGCUGUAG